Messenger RNA from Dendronephthya gigantea, 1554 nucleotides. RefSeq names its product follistatin-related protein 4-like. Lineage: Eukaryota; Metazoa; Cnidaria; Anthozoa; Malacalcyonacea; Nephtheidae. Gene Ontology annotation, molecular function: protein binding. The record is from RefSeq and is a predicted model, not a curated record. The transcript is spliced from 4 exons. The coding region runs from base 98 to 1501 and encodes 467 amino acids.
UCUUGAGAUUUCUGUGCAUAAAAAAAAUUGUUGGUUCGAAUCGUUCUGAAUUCUUCGCGGAAGACCUUAGCUGAAAUACAACAUAUUAAAUAUCGUUAUGGCGCUGCAUGUUUGGCUUUCAAUAAUGGCCGUUAUUUACAGUUAUCUCCUGCGUGAUUUUGCCUCGGCGGAAACAGGCGAUUUCUAUGUUCUGGGGAGUGAUGGUAUUUACGUGAUAGAUCCAGUGGCGAAAAGUGUUGUUGCUAAAAUAACCAACGCAGCAGCACCAGGGUUGUGUAGCAAGAAGCAACACAGAGAGAGUUGCAAGUUCAGUCAAGUUUGCGUGUUCAACGGCACAGUUUUCAUCGCAGACUAUGAUGCAGAUGCUGUGCACGUGAUUGAUGUCAGAACACACAAGAAAAUUGAAACUAUCCCGACAGGCAAGUUCCCAUUGCGCUUGUACUGUUUGCCAUGGCGCAAGGAAGUCUGGGUACAAUUAUAUGAUUAUAGAAGUACUUACUCCUUUGAUGUCUUUGAGACUGAUGGUCGCACCAGGACCCGUGUUUCACGAGCUCAGCCCCAAUCAGACGCACCUGGGAAUACAAUGCUUUCUGAGAAAGACAUGCUGGAAGGAAAAACGGCCUUCGUCACAGAUAAUGCUUAUCCUGGCAUCCACGAACUAAAUUUGGAAACGAAAAAUUACACAAGAUUUCGCAAUUUCUCAAGGUAUGGCUGCACUGGAACACACGGUAUUGCCUAUAACUCUUACAACAAACACUUGUAUGUGGGUUGUGUGAAAAAAGAAUAUCAAAAUGCAUCGAUACUCGAAGUAGACACAGUCAGCGACACCACAAAAAAAUGGAGUUUUCAUGGCUAUCCGUUUGUUUCACCAGAUGGUCGCUAUGUUGUAUUCCUUAAUCGCACGAGUAACGCAAGUAGAAUAAAUAUUUUAGCUGUGAACAGGACAGGAUUUAACGCGAGUCAUUACCCGAUACUCACUUUCCCUGGUCGUGCAUCCAACCCCGUUUUUUACCCCAAGGUCAAAACCUCAGUUAGCUACUACAUGUUCCUUACUCUUGAUUACGCAGACAAGAUGGCGGUCGUUGACAUGGACUUGCCGAAAAAUGAACAAAUCUUCGUUGUGAAAUAUAUCGAAAACGUGGUCUACCACGGCUCAUUAUUACCAUGGGUAUGGAGGGACUUGUUUAUUGCUGGUGAAUGGAUCAUUUCCCCGGCAACCCAAAACAAGACGGUGAUGAUUAUUAAUGCUGAGACUCAAAAGAUUCAUGCGAAGAUUAGCGGGGUGAACGGAGGACAUUUUGCAGUUUGGGUUUCAAGACCGACCACGGGUGGGACUGCUAAACCCACCCCGGGUGAGAGCCCCGGACCCACCACUACGGGAUCUUCUCAGAACGCAACUAGUGGGACUCGUGGUACAGGUAACCCGAGUCGCUUGGUUUUGCUUGUCAUUUUGUAUGUUUUAUGUGAAACGGCUUUAAAAUUUUCUGCCGAAGAGGUGUAAAUUAAAUGCAAAGGUUUGUUUAUGUAAUGAACUCACGUAAACCUUUCUUUAAC